This is a messenger RNA of Bolinopsis microptera, 810 nucleotides long. Its product is annotated as exosome complex component MTR3-like. The record is from RefSeq and is a predicted model, not a curated record. Gene Ontology annotation, cellular component: cytoplasmic exosome (RNase complex); nuclear exosome (RNase complex); nucleolus. The transcript has a single exon. Lineage: Eukaryota; Metazoa; Ctenophora; Tentaculata; Lobata; Bolinopsidae. Gene Ontology annotation, biological process: nuclear mRNA surveillance; poly(A)-dependent snoRNA 3'-end processing; rRNA catabolic process. Bases 1 to 810 code for a protein of 269 amino acids.
AUGCCAGAUCCCAAACGAAAUUGUGUGCCGGAGGGAGCAAUUGAACCACCACUCCUACAGAAAGAAACUCUGGUCCCUCUGAAUUCUGUCGACAAGAAUAAACUGAGAGCUGAUGGUCGGAAAUGGAAUGAACUCCGGGCCCUGUACAUGAAGGUUGGUAUAAUAACGAAAGCUCAAGGAUCAGUUUAUAUAGAGAUGGGGAAUACUAAGCUUACCGCCGCAGUAUACGGCCCUAAAGAAAUAUUACGACGAGAAGAGUUCUCUUUGAAGGGAAAGGUAACCUGUGAGUUCAAAUACAUGCCAUUUGCAAGAGCGCACUAUUGUGAGCCCAGGCAAGAUUUCGAAGAGAAAAUGAUCUCAAAAUGCAUCUGUGAAGCAAUGGAAGGAGUAAUACUUCUUGAACGUUUUCCGAAAGCUCAAGUUGAAAUAUCAGUUCAAGUAAUCCAAGAUGAUGGAAGCGCUCUAGCUUUAGCACUUACAGCUGCCUCCGUAGCGCUAAUCAAUGCUAACAUAGAGGUUAAGGAUCUUGUAGUUGGUACGACUCUUCGGUUUUUUGAGAACAGUGAUGUUUUAGUGGACCCCACUGCUGAGGAAGAAUACGGUCCUUUCAGUAAAUACACCGGAGGAGCUGGAUUCCAUCUGGCUGUUUUACCCUCACUCUCUCAGAUAUCUUACUUAAAACAAACUGGAAAAAUUGAACAGACUCAGGCUAAAGAUUGUAUAGAAACUUGCUGGGAAACCUCUUUAAGACUCGCCACAGGAGUCAAGAACUUGUUACAAGGAAGUAUCGAAGAAAAUGUUCAGAGGUGA